AUGGCAGGCGACGACGUUUGGGACGGCGCAGUCUAUCUCAACAAGCCCGGAGUCAAGGAAGCCGCCGAGAUCAACGGACGCACGAUCAAGCGUGCCCUUGUCGAGGCCGGCAUCCCCGAGUCCAAGUUCCCCACCCUCGAUGUGCUCGAGGUCGGUGCUGGUGUCGGCACCGUCACGCGCCAUCUGACGGGCUUCCACUCUGUUCACUCGAUCGAGCCCUCGCGAUCCAUGAUUAGCGUUCUGUCUAAGCAGGUCGAGGGCCUCGACAACGUGACCUGGGCGAUGCACGAGUUCGGACCGACCUCCGCUGCUCAAUUCGACCGCGGAGAGGAGAUGCCCUCCCCCAUCGAGAGCGACCCGGAACGCAAGCUCGCCCCGCCGCGCAAGCGGUUCGAUGUCGCCGUCGCGACCCUCGUCGCGCACCAUGUUGGAACCCUCAAGCCUUCUUCGAGGGCGCAUGGCGACGACGGGGAGGACAUCAGCGCCGUGUUCCACGUCAAGGAGGAGCCGAAGAAUGAGCCCGUCGAGGACUGGGAUCAGGGGGUUAUCACCGGCAACCAGUUCCGAACCACGCCCACCAAGGCGCAGCUCGGCGGCCUGCUGACCAAGUACGGCUUUACCGGCGUCGGCGACAUGGACGGCGAGGGUGUGCCCGCAUUCCGGCUCGAGAGGGGGCCGGUGCCGACUCUCGUUGUCUGGGGCAGGCGACCGGAGUAA
Trichosporon asahii var. asahii CBS 2479 is the source of this 717-nucleotide messenger RNA. RefSeq lists its product as uncharacterized. NCBI's taxonomy places the organism in Eukaryota, Fungi, Basidiomycota, Tremellomycetes, Trichosporonales, Trichosporonaceae. The coding region runs from base 1 to 717 and encodes 238 amino acids. The transcript is spliced from 3 exons. The record is from RefSeq and is a predicted model, not a curated record.